Molecule: messenger RNA, 2872 nt
Organism: Ictalurus furcatus (blue catfish)
Lineage: Eukaryota; Metazoa; Chordata; Actinopteri; Siluriformes; Ictaluridae
Gene: amigo1
Product: adhesion molecule with Ig-like domain 1
Exons: 2
Coding region: 322-1803 (493 amino acids)
Biological process (GO): brain development
Molecular function (GO): protein binding
Source: RefSeq, a predicted model, not a curated record
AAUACUAAUAAAAAAAACAAAUUCGGCUAUAUAUAUAUGUUUGGUCUCCCGGAAGAGAAUCGGUGUGUCUCCAUCUGGCUUUUGUUUCUGAAUGGGAAAAGCGUGGCACGUUACUGUGAUGGGCAAUGGAUAAACAAACACCGACUCUGGACUUUAUUUACCUACAACCCUUGAUGUAUCAUACCCCGAGGCGAGACAUUCUGGAGCUUCAACUCUGCAACUCCUUCAGCUCAAUCAGCUAAUCUCUUGACUGCAUGUAAGGAAGUCUAGUACAAUUUAUAUCAUCAUCGAACUAGAUUUGACUCUGAGAGAGUGGAAGAUAUGCCAUCCUUCAUGGAACUGUUCAUUAAGUGGGCUGUCUGUACUUCCCUGGUUCUUAUCCGUAUACCUGGGACUUAUGGCUCAAUAGUGAAUUUCCACAAAACAUGCAUAUGUGCCAGUAACAUUGUGAGCUGCUCCAAAAUGAACUUAACUACUGUGCCAUCUGACCUGCCUAAGUACACAGCAGUGCUUGAUCUGAGCUAUAAUGACAUCACCAGGCUACGUGCAGAGUGGACCACAUACAAGCUCCCCAAACUCCACAACCUUUUACUGAGCCACAAUGGCUUGCAUUUUAUCUCUACUGAAGCUUUUGUUUAUGUUAAGCACUUGCGCUACUUGGACCUGUCGUCUAACAGCAUCCGCCAACUGGACGAGUACAUCUUUGAACAGCUAGAGUAUCUAGAGGUGCUUCUGCUCUACAACAACCACAUCUCCCAGAUUGACCGCACUGCCUUCACAGGCCUCAGCAAACUACAGAAGCUCUACCUGAGCCAGAACCAGGUGUCCCGCUUCCCUCUGGAGCUGGUUAAGGACAAGACACGACUGGAAAAGUUGAGCUUAUUGGACAUGUCUUCCAAUCGGAUCAAAGUCCUCCCCAUUCAAGAUCUGCAGGAUCUGCCAGCCUGGCUCAGGAAUGGACUAUACUUCCAUAAUAAUUCGCUCAACUGUGACUGUGAGCUGUACAGCUUGAUGGCACACUGGUAUAUGCGACGACUAAACUCAGCUGUGGAUUUCAAAGAUGAAAUCACCUGCAUACUGCCAGGACCUGAUAAGAAAAUCGUACAUGUUUUUGAGCUAAACAUGCAUAUGAAUUGCAGCACAUAUAAUGAAUCAGUGGAGGAAGCAUUUUUGGAGCAGUCUCUGGUCCUCAAGUGUGAUACGCGGCAUCGGGACAUGUCCAAAACUUGGAUGUUACCUGGCAAUGUAAUAGUAUCACCUGGAAACAACCAGACUGCUGUGGUUCUACCAGAUGGCAGCUUGGAGAUCAGUUCAGUAAAACUCGAGGACUCUGGUCAGUACACCUGCUUCGCUGUAAGCGAAUACCUUAAUGAAACCCUGUAUGUGUGGGUGAAGGUACAUAACUUCACUUUUAUUGGAAACAGCGAGACCCUCAAUACAGCAUACACAACUCUGGUGGGAUGCUUGGCCAGUGUGGUACUGGUGCUCAUCUACCUGUACUUGACCCCUUGCCGGUGCCGCUGCUGUCCAGGACAAGGGAAGUCCAAGAACCAACAUGAGGAUAGUAUUCAUUCAUCCAUGCUCAGCGCCACUCCAACACAUGAGGAUCUGGCAACCAAAGCAGAGCCCAACAGGCAUGUUGCCUUCAUAGAUCCCAAGGACCUGCAGGGCCAGAAUGGGAAAGUGAAUCGCAAUCGGGAAGAAGAGCUGGAGGACGAGGCUAAGCAUGGGAAAGGAAAGAGAAAGAAAUCAGUGGCGGACUCUAUUAGCUCAGUCUUCUCUGACACACCCAUUGUGGUCUGAGUGGAUCCUGUCCAGAGUUGAAACUGGGCAGCCUUCUUUGAUGGAUGCAAAUUGUGUGAGGCUUGUCCAGAGGCAAUGAGUUGUUGAGACGUCUUUGGAAAAAGAGCAACAGAAAUGCAGUUUGCACCCUUCAGCAUGUGGCUAAUUAAAGACAGUGUUAUAUAGCUUUCCUAUGUGAAUUUGACAAGGACAAGUUAGAGAAGCCUUUCCAGCAUUUUAAUCUGUAGCACUUAAGUAUAUACUGUGAAAAGGUCUUGCCAUAUACAGUAAGUGGACUUUUAGUAACGUGUCACUGAGAAGUGGGGAACGUGAUAGGGAACGUGGCAAAAUUCAUUUAUCCGUGAACAGGCACUGGCAAGCCUUAUUAUUUAGUAAAAUAUAAAACAAAUAAACAAUAUAUUUAAACCAUAUAUUAUGAUUCUUAGACUGCUGAGAGUAGAAAGAUUAUAGCAUUGUGUCCUGCAGUCUUUAGUACUUACAAUAUUUAUUCCUCCCUUCCCCAAAUGUUAACUUGCCAGCAUCACCACUUUAUAUAUAGACUUCAGUCAUGAGUCAUUGCUAGAGGAGUGGCAUGCCAUUAAGCACCAUUACGGUGAACGCUGAACACUGUCAAGUGCAUUUGAAAGGACGUAGCAAAGAUUUGAAUGUGCUUGUAGAAAUUCAGCACCUCUAAGCUUAUCAAUACGUCAAAACGUAGAGGAAACCUGGGUCAGUUUUAAUAGCAAAGUAAUACUGGAGAAGAGAAAAUCCAAUCGUUGCAUUACAGUUAGAUUUAUAUUGGUUGUUGUUGUUGUUAUUAAUAAGGGAUCAAAUGUAAAGUGAAUAGGUGAGCUAUUUGACAUUAAGCCAAAGUUAAACUUCACUGCAUUGCAAUUCCAUAGACACUUGCAAUAACGUCACAAGACUAGAGCUGUUGCUGAAUUUUAGAACAAAACAUGCUGGAUUUGAGGACAAAAAGCUAAAACAUCUUUUCAAUAGAUGUCGUCUUCUAGCAUUCUGUCGCGUUUGAUUAUUGAACGUUUGGGUAGUUGUAGCACCAAAAAUGAUGAUGACAUGCCAGCUGCCGUGA